AUGUGUGCUUGGAAUAAACUGAGACUUGUUGACAUUAUAGAAUGGACUUGUCUCCCGUCAUUUUUCUACACCUUGGCACAGGAAUCCAACAGGGAGGAAAAGCACCAGCGAUCCCACAGAAGGAAGGGCUGCAAACCGAGCCCAGGGUGUUCUGAGGAGCAAAGACCCACCCUGGGCCAGGAAGGUGGGCAGAGCUUCAGCCAGAGCUCGGAGCUGGUGGUCCCUGAUAAGCUUCAUGAUGGGGAGAAGCCCUACAAGUGCUCGGAGUGUGGGAAGAGCUUCAGGCAGAGCAACAAUCUGAAACGACACCUGAUGAUCCACACUGGGGAAUGGCCCUACAAGUGUGGGGAGUGUGGGAAGGGAUUCAGCUGCAGCUCUGCCCUUGUCACCCACCAACGCAUCCACACUGGGGAGAGGCCAUAUGAGUGUCCCGAGUGUCAGAAGAGGUUUCACACCAGCUCCACUCUCCUCCUGUACCAGUGGAUUCACACUGGGGAAAGGCCAUACAAGUGUGAGCAAUGUGGGAAGGGCUUCAGCCAGAGGUCCAACCUGAACAUCCACCAGAGGAUCCACACUGGGGAGAGGCUCUAUGAGUGUCCUGAGUGUCAGAAGAAGUUUAAGACCAGCUCAAAUCUCCUCUGCCAUCAGCGGAUUCACACAGAGGAGAGGCCCUUCCGCUGCCCCGACUGCGGGAAGAGCUUCAAGUUCAACUCCACCCUUGUCAAGCACCGGCGCAUCCACACAGGGGAGAGGCCCUACGAGUGUCUGCAGUGUGGGAAGAGCUACAGCCAGAGCUCUCACUUGACCAAACACCAACGGAGGCACUA
Messenger RNA from Lonchura striata (white-rumped munia), 827 nucleotides. NCBI's taxonomy places the organism in Eukaryota, Metazoa, Chordata, Aves, Passeriformes, Estrildidae. The record is from RefSeq and is a predicted model, not a curated record.